AUGAUGCAGAGCUCCGGCGAGGCGAGGGAGAUGCGGCCGUUGCCGCAGCUUCCAAGCCCUCAGCUACAGCAAGCGCCAACAACCCAGUACGUGGUAGCUCCAGGCGACGAGGUGCUCAGUUACCACGCCUACGUUGGAAAGCUUCGGAAUCGUGUUGUAACAGUGUCGGUGAUCACUGCAGUGUGCUUCGUGCUCUCCGCGGUUAUCCAGCUGUUUUUUGGCUUGUUAAGCUGGCAAACCUUGCAAAAAAAACUGGACUACUUGGCUGAAGUGGAAGCCAUCCCAGAGUUGAGCUCCUUUCUUCAACUAGCACCGCACAUGCUCCUUACAUCUGCAGUGCCUGCUAUCCUCUAUGCCUUGCUAGCCGGUGGCCUGUUCACCUUGUGUGGCAUGUGUGGUGCCAGAGCAGACAACGAGUGCUGUGCUUGCUGCUAUUGCUGCUGCAACGCAUGCUGUUGUGUACUCUCGAUUGUGUCGUUGCUGCUUUCAGCAGCCCUGAUCAAUGUUAUGUCCACAAGCAGCGACGCCGCCCAGAUCUGGUUCGAGACGUGCGACCCAACACUUUGUUACCCGGCAGGGCACGCCACUGAUCCUAAGAUGACUGUUGACUGCCUUGCGCCUGCUGUUUGGGACGCAUACCGGCCACAGCUUGAUGGUCCCCACCUUCCACAGCAAUGCCCUCCCAUGUACCUCGUGUGCAAGGGUGCAUUCGACGAGGAUGAGCCUAGCAGGGCAAGGAGCCUGAGGAGCCUGGUGCUGGACUGGGCCAUCGGGGCCCUCGUGAACAGCUGGAGCAGCCUGUUAAGCCAAGUGCCCAAAGCUGGCGACGGCUUGGAGAGUCUCGAAGCUGGGAGCACACAGCAAGUGCCCGCAGAGGAUGAUAUGGACGAAGCGACGGCAACCGCAAGCCAGGCGCAAGCAGAAAGCUCAGGGGACGAAGAAUAUGGCUCUGACGGGCAGGAUGGCCAGGAAGCCGACCAAGGGCCACACGAGGACGACUCAGACAUGGGCACUCUUUCCGAGAACAGGCUGGAUGAAUCUGCAGAGGGCGAUGCUGAUGGUCAAGUUGAGGAUGGCAUGGAUGGCGAUGGCAGCCAAGAUCCAGAACCGGAAGAACCAUGGGCAGGAGGUGAGGAGAUUGAAGAUUCGGAUGGCAGCCUUCAAAGGUUAGCAAAGGAAAGCCAAGAUAUGGCGAAAGUCUUGUCCUCUCCUAUGCCUGAUGAUCCUCUCUCAGUGUGCUCACCAUCCAAGAUCAUUUCCUUGUACAACGUGGCACGGGAAGAGGCCCCGGACAUCUUCAAUGCAUGCACCAAUCUCGUCGUCGUUCGCGUCUGCUGCCUCCUGCCAACGCUGGUGCUUUUUGUGUUGGGCUCUGUGUGGGGCCAUGAGCUUUGGACCAAGCUGUCUGCUGGUCAUAUGCAGCCAGCUGUACAGCGUUACGUCUUGUCCAAUGUGCAGAUGACGCACAUGUCGGAGCCGCUGAUGGUGCAAUCUGAUCUGUCUGUGCCUCAGUCUCAGGCGCUGCAGUCGCAGCACGCGCAUCACGCGCCUGACCGCCGACAGGUUCCCCAUGAGAAGGUCCUGGAGAGAAUCCACGGGAACCUCUACUCAAUCGUGGGCGAGGCGGUGGAUGAGAUCAAGAAUGAGGAGCAAAAAUGGAGUCGACAGGAGAUGGUCAAAAGGAUCGUCGGCUACAUUUUCAAAGCCUGCAAGGCACCCGAGCUGCUUCACCAGCCGUGGCAGGAGGUAGCCCGGACUGUGGUCCAGUCUGGGAUGGCGAGCUACCAUGCAGCUUGUGGAGAACGAACUUGGUUUUGGCAGCUUGGCUUGGGCAAUGCCUUCACCUCUGCUGUGUGGGAACUCCUGCAAGUGAGGAGCAGGCCAGCAGCGCACUACCAAGAUGUUCAGGACUUCGUGGUUAAGGAGUUUGAACGGCUCUUGGACCAGACGCUCUUGACGAAGGGGGUCUGGGAUGCUACUGCCUUGACUUUCGGCGACGAAACCGUACGAGCAAAGGUUUACAAGGCCGUUUACAACACGCACCAGACUGCCCUUGAUGAGCUUCUGGAUGACUCUAGACCUAUAGAUGAUGCCCGGAAGGUGGAAAAAUUCACCAGAAGGUGGCUAGAAGCAAGCAUGCAGCGAGCAUGGAGCUCCAUAGAAAAUGUGGAGACGGUGCUUACACCUGGGCAGGUCACCCGGCUUUUCCAGAAUUUGAUGGCACCUUUCGGGGAGGGGCACGAAUACACCUGUAUCCCGAUAACGCUCAUCGAGACCAUCGGCAGACCUCCACGCAACUGGAAGUUCUUGAAGAUGGCUGUCCAGGAUAUGUUUCGCGAAUGGAAGGAGGGGGCAGCUACCGCACGGCCAGCCAAGCGCAGAAAAGCCCCCGCUCCCAUCACGGAUGAGACGACCCCAGAGGAGGAUGGCGCCAGAAUAGAAGCUGAGGAGGUCACCCCGAACGGGACAAAUGGGUCUGCCGCUCACGAGGAGGACAUGGAGGACCAGCUCUCCGAGCCCAAGGACAUAGAGCCAAAAACAGAGGAAGAUGCAGAUGAAGCAGUGAUGGGCCACCCUGAGUGCACUUCGGCAGAAGAAUGCACGGGCGGCCCCCACCUGUCACUGGUCAGGCAUCUUGUAGAGGAGGAUGACCCGGGGGAUGUUUACUGUGAGGCAUGCUGGGCUGGGUAUGUGGAAGAGAAUCCGGACCUCAUGGGUGUAUGGGAGGCACGGGCAAUCAAUGCGUUUCCUCUGCAACUCAUCCGAAAGCUGCAUAUGCAACGUUUGCAUUUCUCUAUGAUGCAGAAUGGUGAUCGAAUCGUGAAGCUGGGGCUCUCCAUCUCCUGGCGGGAGAAGGUUGGGCCAGACUUCGCCUCAUGUGCCGUUGCGCCGCCGGCGCUAAAGGAUUACGGCUACGAAGAUCUCAAGGUCAUCGGUCGGGGCCAGUAUGGCAAGGCAGCGUCCGGUAUGGCGCAUUUGGUUCGCAGCGAGGGCGAUGAGCAGUACUACAUUGCCAAGACUAUCGACCUCACCUGCCUCUCUGCCAAGGAGCGGGAAACCGCAAAGCAGGAGGUUGCUCUUCUCAGUCGCCUGAACCACCCGAACAUAGUGUCGUACAAGGAUAACUUCUUCAUGGGUGCCAACCAGGAUACCCUGGUCAUCAUUAUGCAGUACUGCGAAGGAGGUGAUCUGGCCACCUACAUCAAGGACAUGCUCAAAAAGAAGACGCGAAUUGAUGAGUACCAGAUCAUGCACUACUUCGUGCAAAUUUUGCAGGCCUUGCAGUACAUCCAUGGGGAACGCAUCCUGCACAGAGACCUCAAAACGUCGAACCUUUUCCUCAUGAAGAGCAAGUCUGUCGUGAAGCUGGGAGACUUUGGCAUCUCAAGGGUCCUGGAGGGCUCCAUCGAGGCUGCCAUCACUGUAGUUGGAACACCGUACUACAUGUCUCCAGAGGUAUGCGAAAACAAGCCCUACACGUUCAAGAGCGAUGUGUGGUCUUUGGGAUGCUGUUUGUACGAGCUGUGCAUGCUCAAGCAUGCCUUUUCUGCCGACAACCUCCUCGGGCUUGUGUACAAGAUCGUCAGCGACAAGUAUGAGCCGAUCCCAGAGCGCUACACUCCGCAGCUCAACACGCUGAUUCAGCGCAUGCUGGAGAAGAAUGCGGAACAGCGACCAAGCGUCAGGGACCUCCUUGCCGAUGCCUACGUGCAGUCCUUCAUGAAUGCAGCCGUGCAGAAUCGGCAUACAAGCCCAAAGCUGAGCACUGGAAGCAUUGCCAACGCGAGUAGUACAGUUUGCCCUUGA
Molecule: messenger RNA, 3807 nt
Organism: Symbiodinium pilosum
Lineage: Eukaryota; Dinophyceae; Suessiales; Symbiodiniaceae
Source: the annotation of a GenBank genome assembly